Messenger RNA from Python bivittatus (Burmese python), 2986 nucleotides. It is a transcript of the gene HMGCL, whose product is annotated as 3-hydroxy-3-methylglutaryl-CoA lyase. Gene Ontology annotation, molecular function: hydroxymethylglutaryl-CoA lyase activity. Lineage: Eukaryota; Metazoa; Chordata; Lepidosauria; Squamata; Pythonidae. Gene Ontology annotation, cellular component: mitochondrion. The record is from RefSeq and is a predicted model, not a curated record. Gene Ontology annotation, biological process: ketone body biosynthetic process; L-leucine catabolic process.
GUGGACCAAUGGUCUAAUUCAGUGCAAGACUGCUUCCUCUGUGGGAAGACAAAUAGGAUUGUGAUUCAAUUCACAGUGGCACAAAAAUCCAAAUGUAAUACAGCAUUGUUGUAAAGAAGCAGGAAAGCAGAGUAGUGGAACAGUCAGGCUGGGGGAUGGAAGGCUUCCAGCAGAGAGGAAGACCAGAGUAAGCCACACAAAGCCUUAAGCUCAGCUCAACAGGAGCUGGAACAUUUCCCAAGCAUGUGAAAAUAGUUGAGGUCGGUCCACGGGAUGGCUUGCAGAAUGAAAAGAAUAUUGUUCCCACUCACGUGAAAAUUGACUUAAUCAACAUGCUAUCAGAUACGGGUCUUUCAGUUAUAGAAGCUACCAGUUUUGUAUCUCCAAAAUGGGUUCCACAGAUGGCUGACCACACAGAAGUCAUGCAAGGCAUCCGGAAGAUUUCUGGCAUCAGUUACCCUGUUUUGACACCUAACCUCAAGGGUUUUGAAGCAGCUGUGGCAGCAGGAGCCAAGGAGGUGUCAAUCUUUGGAGCAGCAUCUGAGCUCUUCACAAAAAAGAACAUCAACUGUUCCAUAGAGGAGAGCCUGCAAAGAUUUAGCGAUGUCCUGAGUGCAUCAAAAGAAGCUAAUAUUCCAGUCCGAGGCUACGUCUCCUGUGUUCUUGGCUGCCCUUAUGAAGGAAAGAUUGCUCCUGCUAAAGUGGCAGAGGUAUCAAAGAAAAUGUAUGCAAUGGGGUGCUAUGAGAUUUCCCUUGGCGAUACCAUUGGUGUUGGGACCCCAGGCAAUAUGAGGGAGAUGCUUUCUGCAGUCAUGAAGGAGGUGCCCGUUGGAGCUCUUGCUGUUCACUGUCAUGACACUUACGGACAGGCUCUUGCCAACACACUCGUAGCACUUCAGAUGGGUGUGAAUGUGGUUGAUUCUUCAGUUGCUGGCCUUGGAGGCUGUCCUUAUGCUCAGGGAGCAUCAGGAAAUGUGGCAACAGAAGACAUGGUCUACAUGCUACAUGGUCUUGGGAUCCACACAGGUGUGGAUCUAUCCAAGCUCCUUGAAGCAGGCGCUUUUAUCUGCAAGAUGCUGAACCGGAAGACCAAUUCAAAAGUCGCACAGGCCACCUGCAAACUGUGAAAUAGAUCAGGGCCUUCACUGAACUUGCUGCAUGGCAGUCUGGAAACUGCCAUGUUAGUAUUCGCUCCCCUAACUUUAUUUAAGCACUCUCCAAUGCCUCAGAACUGAAAGGCAGGAAGAAGGGAUUGUUGGAUUUUACAGUAAAAGGAAGACAUAAAAGGAAUGUGGAACACUAUCUGUAUCUGUCAAACGUGUUGGAUGUAUUUGAAGGUGGAUGUUACAGUUUUUCUUUUAGGAGCAAAUGUAUUGUUUUGAUCUUGCCGUUAUUUUUGACACUGGCCUCUUGUUCCUUUUGCCUGUAAGCUGUUUUGUAGUUGGGGCUACCAGACUCUGCACAGCACCCCCCGGUCUCUCUUUCACUCAGCACUUGAGGGUAUCUGUUGAUCUAAAUAUCUAAGGCUGCAGAAAAGGAAAGGGAAAGUAGUUUAAUAUUUUCAUAAUUAGAACUUAAGAAAGCUACCCCUAAAAGUUUAAUGACACACUUCUGUUGGCUUCAGAGAGUGAAAAUCCUAACUAAACUCCAGUGCUGGGCUUUCUAAAGAUUCCAACUGUCAGGGCAAACUUUCCUUUUCAUAAGCUCUUGGAUCAUUAUGAUCCUUUUUAUGGUAGGAGCCUAAAAGUCUACAGGAUUUGUCUUUUCAAGCGUGGAGGCAAGAAAGUAUAAGCUGGGAUUUCUCCCCAAACAAAGAAUAUAGGAUCUUAUUUGUGCCACUUGAUUUUCUUCCAGUAUUCUGCCCAAGGGAAUCAAGGAGUAGUCAGAGACAUACAUACCAGCAUGUAUGUCAAUCUACCACAAAGGAAGAAGCAAACAUAGUAAGCCAAGUCCAGACCAAGAAUAGUGCUCCUUGGCCAGGUUAGAAGUGUGGACUGUAAGAGUCCUGAAACUCAAACAAGGUUAAGAGUUUCUGAGUGACAAGACUGGUGGUUGCAAAUGUUUCUAGCAACAAAUGUGAGUGGUGUAUCCACUUAGGACCAGAUGACCAACUGCAUCCUGGAUUUGCUUGGCACUCAUUAAUUUGUCGCCUGGACUUGCAACCUUGCAUUUUGGUGGUGUUCAUCUUGCUGAGCUUCUGCACGUUAGCACUUCUUUUCUGGGAUUGAUCUUGGGACCCAGCCCAUGUUCCACACAUGUAGAUGAGUAAGGUUCCAGAUGGAAGCUCUGGGUCUGGGGUGCUUCUGGGUUUUUGACCCCCAUUUUCCUUGUCUGAGAUGGAUUUUACACUUGGCCACCUUUGCCCACAGCCCAAGAAUUAAAGUGCUUUCCACUCUUCUCCCAUUUUUCUGCUCCAACCUUUCUAAAUUCCAGCUGGAGUGGAAUGGCCCCAUGGUGCCUUCAGCCUUUUGCAGUGCCUCAGUUUUUCCUCCCCCUCAAAUCCUGUUUGCCCAACUCCCACUUCCUUCAUUAUUUAGGAUCUUGUAAUCUUUUGGAAGUAAAGGAGCAGCAGUUCUGUUUCACACAUUCACUCAAAUAAGAUAUCUUCAAAAGCAGAUCAUUUUCUAAAAAAUCUACAAAACCUUUGUCGAAGUAAUGCUAAAUUAUGGUUCUGCUAUUUUUACAGAUUCUUAUUACUGGGGAAAUCACUCAAAAUUUAUUACAACAGUUUUUCUCAAGAUGGUAGCCUAUAGAUGUAGUAAACUACUAAUCCUAUAAUUACAAGUCAACUUUGCCAAAACAUAUUAUAAUCCAAUAUAUCUGAAGGAAAAAAACCCAGAUGCAUCACCACGUUUAUGUGACAUGUGAGACUACAAAUUGUUACUAAACUUUUUCAGCAUAAUAGUAAAGAAUGCAAUCUGAUUGCUUUUUAUUUAUUUUAUUAAUCAGACUGGUUUAUUAAAUAAUAAAAUAUUUGUUAAAUUGG